Paralichthys olivaceus (Japanese flounder) is the source of this 2640-nucleotide messenger RNA. RefSeq names its product chromosome 6 C1orf127 homolog (gene ciroz). Lineage: Eukaryota; Metazoa; Chordata; Actinopteri; Pleuronectiformes; Paralichthyidae. The record is from RefSeq and is a predicted model, not a curated record.
UUGGAGGCAGACGUCACAGUUUCAUCAUGACGUGCCCUGUGGUUUCUGUGCUGCCCAACAGAGAGAAAAUCCAGUGUGACCCAGAGAAUAUUCAGGUGAUUAGACAAGUUCCCCAUGACAACUGGAAUAAUGAGUUGCAGUGGUCACUGUCUUUGAGCGAUCACCUCAUUGUAGCGAUGGAGGAUGCCAGCCUGAUCCAGAUGAACUUCGUCACGGAUGGAUCUGACAUUAUAGUCCAAGGCAGGAGGAGAGAGAUCCUGAGUCCUGUGAAGGUGAUGGAAAGCGAAGGGGAAUUCUUGGCCUUGAAGCUGGUCAGUGGUCAGUAUGCCUACAGUAUGGAGGCUAUGUGUCCAACAGUGACCACCUCCACAGCAGAAGAGACUGUGCUGCACAUUUUCAAACGACGCCUGGGCCUGACCAAGCGAGGCAGCUCCUACACUGAGGGACUGACUGUCAGUGACGUGUCAGUGAACCAGACGGAGAAUUUCACUGUGCACGAGACGAGUGAAUUUGUGUCACUGAUCCUCCCGACAUCCCAAAUACUCCAAACCAAGACCUGCACAGACAGCAAACAGCUCCUGCAGUCUUUCUACAGGGUGGAUGUUGUGCUCACCUUCAAAGAGACAAAUCACAAAAUGCACUGGACCAUGGAGAACACACUGCCAUGCACAGAUGGAUCUGCUGCAUCAUACAUUACAUCCUCUCCUGCUCCAAACAUCACAGCCCUGCCAACACUCAACUUUAUUAACACAAGUCUAAGCACAGAGCAAGCGUUGCUGCACCGUGCUGCCGUGCCCACAAACAAGACAGCUCCACUCCAAGUAACCACGAUGGAAACUUCCACAAUCCGUUCACUUCACACACAGACAGACAGUUUUUAUUCCCACAUUGAAGAGAUGACAAAGAGUCAAAGUGGGAAUUCAUCUUCAGGGUUUGAUGAGGACGUCGUCACUCCCAUUCAUGCAAAUGAAACAGAACUGUCUGUCCACACACAUAAACACUUCAACUCAACCGGAGGAACCCAAGACCAGCGACAGCAGAAGAAAUUGAAGUGGAUUUGGUGAAACACUUUCAAAAUACUUGUUUCAUCUGACACAGCAUUUCUCAGUCUAUAAGCAAAUAACUGGAUUUAUUUAGCCCCUUGCUUUAGGGCCUUUUGAUUGACUCCUUUUGUUUGAAUUCUCACUGGUGUCUGUUUGCUGUCUUGAAGGGGACACUGUGGUCAGUCAGUGCCGGGCAGGUUGAUUAUACAAGCAGAAAUACAACCAGACCUCUGCCAACCGUUGCCCGAGGGCCGACAUUAUCCAGACACGGAUGAGGCAGGCGUUAAAUAAACAUGUCUUUAUCCGAGCAGCACAGCAGGUUGACGUAGAGAAGAGCCAGCAGUUGUUACAGCUGAUGAUGCCACCUUUCCAGAGACGCUUCGUGUUGUAAGCAAAAAGUACAAACACAGACAGAGACAGUGUCUUCUAGCCAAAGAUGAAUCUUACACUUUCAGAAGUUUUACAUUUCUUAGGAUGAAUUGAUGCUUCUUGAUGUUUUUUUCUUGUGCAAAGAAAAAUUAUCACAUUUCUGAUAAUCUCAGCUGCAAUGGUGCUGCUUCGUGAAUCUGUGCUGCAGUAUAGUGUUUCACCAAGAGAGGGCACUGUUGAAUGUGUUUUCUGUCCCUCUGCUAGCAGCAGGCCUGCAGCUGCUCUUUUCCAAAUUUACCAGGUUUAAAUGUUUUUGUAGAACUUACAUUCAAUACCCUUUUCUGCGUUAACCAUUUAGCUGUAUGUCAAUUAUAAAAUAUUUCCUAUACAUAAAAAAGUAGUUGAAGUGGGACGUUGCUUUAAUUUCAUUUUUGCAAGUGUAGCAUAAUAAUCACUUUAAAUAUUAAGCAUCAUGUGUGAAAAUUAAACGUAUGGAGCUGAUUCUGAAGCGACUAAAAAUGUUUCUCUUCUGUUUCCCCCCCUUAUGUUUUCACCUUUGUUAUUGUGACCUCUUGGUAUGCACUGAAGCGCCUGUAAAUGAUAACAGUGCAGUGUUACGCAGUUACAUGCAUCAUAUACAAUGGGCUGUGGGGCAGAAAAUCUAAACUUCCUUGUGCCUUUGGUCCCCAUCUGCUCGGUGAACUUAUGAGCAGGAAAUGGAAUAAGUGGUGCAAAAAGCACGCCAGCAUCCCUGCUCCUUUCAUGUGGCCUUUCUCGGCCAUUACCCUAUCUGUAGCAACUGUUAACUGUCUUUACAAAGUUAAAAAUCCCUUUCAUGUUUCACUGUUUCUUUUUGUUUUAAUUUCAGUCAGAGCAUAUGGUUUGCACAUCUGGGAGAUGCUAAGCAUGGUGGCACCCCCCCCGGCCCCCACCUCCCCACACCCACACACACUCACACACACUGCUUCUGUGAAGUGAUCCAUAUAUGGUCUUCAUUGUUAGUGCUCAUAAUCACUCACCAUUAUUAUAAACAAGUCCCAUCUUGAUUGGCCGCUUUGAGGUUGCUGUGUGAGAUGCUCAAUAAAGUGAACUUUCAGAAUUUCAAACAAACUCCAUUCCUUAGAAAGUGAGAACUUCUGUGAGUUGAAUCCAACAGUAUGAAACAUCACAGACAUCUUUCUUCCCGAGAAAUCUUCGCUCCAGCUGAAUUCGCCACCUGUGACUAAUC